GCGCGGGAAGCUUUAUCUUGGUUUUCGAUCUAGGAAAAAGGACGUUCAACGUAGCCAUCAUCGAAGUCAAGGACGGAGUAAAUGAGUUGUACGACUUCACUGUCAGAGGGGUUGAAGGCGAGUCUCUUCUGGGGGGGGCAGACUUCGACAGGAGGCUCACCAUGCUCGCGGUGAAAAAGACGAAGCUUGAGUGUUCGGACAUCCCCGAUGGUGCUGAGGUCGUCCCGUUCUCUCGAGAGUUAGUUGUUAGUGCAAAGCACACCCUCUCCACUUACACGUCGACAGAUAUUGAGAUGAAGGCCGGGAGCUUUGAUCAUUGUAUCUGCGUAAAACGUGCUGAGUUCGAGUACGUGAACGAAGACCUGUUUCAGAGGUGCAUAACGGUCGUCGAGAAGGCUCUCACACGGGCGGGUAUGAACAAGAACCAGAUCUCGGAUGUGGUGUUGGCGGGACGUUCCACUAGGAUACCUCGGGUGAGGGUGCUGCUUACUGAGUUUUUCGAUGGUAGAGCGCCGUUACAGACCGUUAACCCUGAUGAGGUGGUUGCAUACGGGGUGGCAGUCCAGGCAGGUCUUCUGUGCCGGAAGCGGGCGGCAGCCCAGGCAGGUUUUCUGUGCCGGAACGACUUGGCGGCGCCUAUCUUGAUCAUCCAGGCGAUCACGGCGCAUAGUAUUGGCGUGGGCGGUGAUUUGGGCGAAAUGUCUGUGAUCAUACCCAAAGGUUCCCCUAUUCCGACCAUAGGGUCUUGGGAGCUCGCGAUGGGGAAGGAUGAGCAGACCACAGUGCGCUUCAACCUAUACGAAGGAGAUAGACAUUUCUGCGUGCAUAACAAGUUGUUGGGUGCGCUACGGCUGAAGUCGCCGCUGGACCUGUCCAACUCAGAGCAGCGGGUGAAAAGAGGCCAGAAGAUCAAGGUUUUCCUUGAGGUGGAUUCGAAUGGGAUUCUUGCAGCAUGGCUUGAGGAGGGUGCACUGCAGACAAGGCCCACAAGGGUUGUUUCUGUGGAGAAAGAAUGGCCGGGACUUUAUAACAGCGUGCAGGAAGAGGAGGGUUCAGACUGUCCCGUUUGUCAUUCGGAUGAUCAGGCUCUUCUCUGCUCGAAGUGGAACAAGACUAUUGGUUGCCAGGUGUCGCUAGCUGUGCAAGAUUAUCGAGACAGGCAAAACAGUUGGAAUGGUAAUCUGACUUAUGUUCUAGAGGAGGAGAAGCGUGCCUGUGAAGGGCAACUCAAGGACAUUGUCGGGGAGAUUGGCCACAAAUGGCGAAACAUAGCUGUCGCUUAUCUGCCUCCACGGCAUUUGUGUUGGGCAAAGGCAUCGCCGGGACAAGAUGACACUAUCAUGCACUCUGAGAACCCCGUAGUCUCGACGGUUCGGCACGUAAGGCGGGUGAUCGGGAAUUUGACGAGCACCGAAGCGGCUGACAGCACGCACAUCCUAAUCGCCGGAAGCGCAGCGCUGGAGAUGUGGAAUGCCCUUGUAAAGGAGGAUGAGAUUGACGGCUUUCUUUUUGAAGGUGGGUUCCGAGACCCUCGCCUCGUUGACAAAUUCCUUAAGGGGGGGGCAAGCUGGAGGAUUCGCCCAGGAGGGGCGGCCAAAGUGUUACUGCUUUGUGGCGGGAAAAACGAGAGUGCGACGUUCGGUGAGUCUCAGCGAGUCUGGUUGAGCACCGUUACAGAGGAGAUGAUGGGUGAACAAGAGGUCAUCUGGAUAACCACGAGGUAUGUACCGACUUUGGCGGUGAGUUCAGGUAGGGGCAUGAUCAUGGAGAUCGACGGCUCGUACGCCUUGCUCUCAAGGGACGGUUGUAUUAUAAAAGACUACCGGAGGAUGGGGAAAGACACGCGGAAGGUGAAGAUAGUCCCCAUUUUCAAGACAGACAAGAACGGCCAAGGACAAGAACUAGCGGAGGCGCUAUCAGCAUUGCGGGAGAAAAUGACGGGAGAAACUGAUACUGAAUGGGCAGAGCUUCUGCUUGAGUACAGGCCCGCAGACGGUGUGAGCAGCGAGCGUUCUCUUAUUGAGGACAUAGAGAGCGCUCACGCCCACAUCAGGAGACGGGUUUUGACAAACUUCGGCCCCGAGGCGGCGCAGGAGAUGCGCAUCGUGUGCUCCCUCGAAGAUGGGCUGGCGUCAGACACGCGUCGACGAAUCACCAAUCUGCCCCAUGUAAAUGGGGUAAGCCUGCGGCUUAGCAAUAGCCGACCAAAUACUAGGACUGACCUUGCGGCCUAGAAUCCCUAGAUGCAGUCUAGACUGCAUCUUUUUUUGGCUCUUUUGUUGUUAUUAUAAAAAAAUUGAUUUGAUGAGUUCUCAGAGGGGACCAUUGGCCUUACACU
Messenger RNA from Chara braunii, 2338 nucleotides. The record is from the annotation of a GenBank genome assembly. NCBI's taxonomy places the organism in Eukaryota, Viridiplantae, Streptophyta, Charophyceae, Charales, Characeae.